CUCAGCGGCAGAGCGGAGCGGAGCUGCGAGGCGCCAGCGAGGAGCAGGCGGGCGGGCCGGCGGGCGCGAGGCGGAGCGCGGGCGGUCGGGGAAGCUCGGAGGGCGGACGGCAGCGGCAAGCCAUCGGCCCGGGGCUGCGGGAGCCGGAGACCGCGGCGGCGGCGGCUGCUGCUGCAGGAGAAGCCGAGGGGACACCGCCCCUGCCCGCGCCCUGCCUCAGGCCAUCGCUGCUCCCCCGGGGCCCCGCGCGGACUAGUCUCCGUGAAGUGUCACGAUGUCUGACCGGAAGGCAGUGAUCAAGAACGCAGACAUGUCUGAGGACAUGCAACAGGAUGCCGUUGACUGCGCCACGCAGGCUAUGGAGAAGUACAACAUAGAGAAGGACAUUGCUGCUUAUAUCAAGAAGGAAUUUGACAAGAAAUACAACCCUACCUGGCAUUGUAUCGUGGGCCGAAAUUUUGGCAGCUAUGUUACACAUGAGACAAAGCACUUCAUCUAUUUUUACUUGGGUCAAGUUGCAAUCCUCCUCUUCAAGUCAGGCUAGGUGGCCACAGUGAAGGUGUCAGUGGCGGCGGCAGCGAUGGCAGGCGGCGUUGCUGGGACUGUUUUGCACUGGGGCCAGCAUCAGGAUGUCCUCUCCAAUGGCUGUGCUACUGCAUGGACUGUAUACUCGAUUUCAUGUGUAUGUCGCAGUAAACAAAACCAAACUUCUUUCUGUUUAGUUGCCUGGGGAAGAAGGCUGCUUUAUGUUUAUUUUUCAAGACUUUUUAAAAUUUUUUUCUUUGGUUGUAUUGCACUAGGAAAUCUCUCCCACCCCUCCCUCUUCUCUUUCUCUCCCUACAUAUAAUAAAAAGCCCUCAACAAAGCCUGAAAGACGGGAGGGCUAGGGGAGAGAAAUCGGUUUCUGGAGGCGGAACUCAAACUGUGCAGCCACCUCCUCCUGGUGGUGGGUGCUGCUUUGGGAGGUCCAGGGAGGCUACAGGGGACAGCAUAAGGGUUGGCAAGGAGAGAGGGAUAGGAAGGAGGGUGGGGGAUUGAUCUAGUACCAGGGAGAAUAUUCCACUGAACUGUGAUUCCACGGCUUGGGGCAGAGGGUAGGGUGGGGUGGGGGGUGGAUUCUUUAAGGGGCCCUGAGACGUGUUUGUCUGUGGUGUGUGGGAGUGGGGAGCAGACUUGUCUUGCUGUCUUUGUCAGAAGAGUUUCUAAGUAAGGGCUGUGUCUUUGUGGAUUACCUUCUUUUAUUCUUCCUGCCAGAGCUCAUGCUAGGAGGAUGUUGGGGGUAGGAUUAGCUUGAUUUUUCUCUAUUCAUUCUUCUCUCCUUCUGUCUGCUCCCUGCUUAGCCCUCGGUUUUCUCAUUCCUCUGGAGUUCUCUUAAAGCAGCCCCUGUUAGUUGGCUGGCAAGGGAAUUUCUGGUGACUGUAGUUCCUUAGUUAAGUCUUAGCAAUCAAACCAAAUCAAUGUCUCCCUUGAUUCUCCUCUGUAUAUCUGUGUGUAUGUAUGUGUGUGUCUUGGUUUGGGGUAGAGGGGAGGGAGGGGCAGGACAGUGUGGAAUCUCUAGGGUGUAUGCGUAGGUAGCCUACACGGUUAGUUCUAAUUGGGCCUUUAUGUUAAAAACCUCUGGGGGUGUCUGCUUUGGGGGUGAAGACAGUGGUCAAGCCCCUUAGGCCAUCUGGCCCAGACACUACUUGGCCUAUGGCUGUCUGCUUCCCAGAAGGCUUUAGGAGGAUACCCCAUGAGGAGAUGGCCAUGAUGCCAUCUGCCCUGGAACUGAUUCUCAGUAACUUUGGGGUGACUUUGUGGGGGAAAGUGACUUUGUGGGUGGUUGCAGCCUCUUGUGGGAGGUGGGGAUGGAAGUGAUAGAGGACUGCAAGGACCUUUGGGGGAACUUCAGAAGGGAUUAGUCUUGCAGUGGUGGAGCCCAGGUAUCAGGAGAUGGAGCAGGGCCCCUAGUGGGAGGAGAUUCCAAGGAGAGUGCAGGGGGAAAUCUUGUCUAUUGAUCAAACAGGGAUGGGGGGGCGGGGGAGUCAUUGCCGACUGAGCUGCUGAUUAUUGUAAAUCGCAUUUAAAACUCUCAUCUGUAGGGUUGGCACUCUGGGAGUGGGGUGGUUGGGAUCCAGUUCAUUCAUUCUUUUCUUUUUUUCCCCCUGAGUCCAUCCUUGGGGCCUGGGGAGGCAGGAGAAUGCCCCCUCCCCAAGCCUUUAGUGUGUGCCGAGCUUUCUCUUUGAUGCUGACAGGGGAGGGUGGGUACUGGGAUGGUGAAUGAGUUCCCUAUAUCAAACCCUUCAGUGGGCACAAGAUUGAGUGCUUGGUUUUAGGUUUUUUUUUUUUUUUUUUUUUAAUGAAUGUCCAAAUCUGUGUUUCCCCCUGCCUUCCCAGACUUGUGUGGCCAGUUGGAAAUGUCUGGUUUGUGUUCAUCUCUCCCUCAUUUCUGGAGCAGGGGCUCAGACCCCACCACAUCUCCUAUGCUCUGCAUCCAUGCCUCUUUUGGACAUUAAAGGUCGAUUGAUGCACUUCUGAGCUGUUUGGGUUUUUUGGGGGAAGGGGGAACAAAAGGAUUGCUCUGGUGGCAGUUGGGCCACACAUGGGUGGGGGUAGAGUGCAUCAAAGGUGAAGUAGAAUGAGGGCUGAAGAGUUAAGACCAAGCAAAGAGGCUGAUUGGCCUGAAUCAGAUCUUAGUUGUAGGGUCUAGUCUAAGGCCCUUUAAUUGGGAGGAAAAUUAACCAGUAGUACUUACCUACAAGACUUUCUAGGUCCCUUAAUAGAGAUGGCCAGGUGAGCCAUAUUUUGGGUCUUUGGUACAGAUGUUGCCUUCCCAGUUUCCAGCCCCAGGUCCAGAUGGCAGUUUUCCAGCUGCUGCUUAGACCUGAAGGAGCUUAGCUUCUUAGAACCUUUGGCCAAGGAGUUCAUAGCCUUCCUACUCCUGUGCUUUCCUGAGACCUGCACAUUAUAUCCGGUAAGUUCUGCUCUAGCUACUUAGAAGUGGAAAAGUGGGGGAUUUCUAGAAAGGGGGGAAACAAUCUUGGUGGAACCCAGGGAUUCUCCGACUCCUAGGUUAUCCUGGUUGUCCUGCUCUAGGGCUUCUCCCCCCACACACCUAAGGAGAUGGGCAGUACUUUUGAGCGUAUCUGCCCACCCCUGGUACCAAGCAGUUGUCACAAUCCUUGUGGGAGUAUCAGAGAGCAGGGGUGCUUUUUACUCCUUUCCAUUGCCACUUACUCAAAAACAUUUACUGGAUUUUUAUGUACUUGAGCCUAGGAUGCUGUCACACAGCAAGACAAGUUCUGAGCUUCCAUAGCACAUAUAUUCUAAUCAGGUAGAGCAGGCCUACACAUAAUAUGCUCUUUCCAAUAGUGAUAAAUGUACAGUCAAGGAAAUAAACUGGGUAAUGAGCUAUUCAAUGUUGGAGGUAGGUACAAUGAAUUCCUUCAGGUACAAAGUUGGUAGGCUGGAUCUUGGAGAAGGUUUUACCUCUGGGGCAGUGGCUCUAGGGACUCUAGACCCCCAAUUUCUGUUCCUACCUUCACUAGUAUGAAAAAUUGGACAAAGCUAGAGCAUUGAGGGAUGAGAGUGAGGCCACUGUCCACAUUUUGUCUCUGAUGGGUAUCUCUAGUGCCCAAACUCCUCUUCCUGCCCUGGUGAGAGAGGCCGUCCAACUGGUGUCUGUGGACACAUCCCUUCACAGGUAGGUACACUGCACAUCUGGAAGGCUAAUCUUUUUUUCUUUUUUUUUUUUAAGAUGUAUUUAUUCAUGAAAGACAGAGUGAGAGACAGAGGCAGACACAUAGGCAGAGGGAGAAGCAGGCUCCAUGCAGGGAGCCUGAUGUGGGACUCGAUCCCGGAUCCUGAGAUCGCAGGAUCACGACCUCAACGAAAGGCGCCCAACCGCUGAGCCACCCAGGCGUCCCUGGAAGGCUAAUCUUGCAAGGCUUUGUGGGGAGGAUGUGUUCUAGAAGGGGCUAUGGAUGGCAGAUGGACAUCAUAGUACAGAAGAACACAGCCACUGUCAGAAUGGGCCAAACAGUGGGAUUUUCCAUAUCCUACCUCUCUUUUAUCCUGUUCAGUCUUCUGGGGCCUUUGGCUGAACAUAACCAAAAGGCAGAUGGCAAGGCUGACCCAGGGAUGCAAUCUAUAGGGAACAGGAAAGAAGAGUGGAGAAUAAAUCCAAAUGGGGGGCAGACUGAACCACCAUGGUAGUUGUCUCUGUUGCCAUGGAUGUGUCUGUGUCUCUCCAGAAUUCUAGUGUCCACUAGCCUAGACCUAAGGGGUGGCUGUCCCCCAGACUCUCCUCUCGCUUCUUAAUGUCUAUACUCAGACAUCCUGUUACCUAUCAGAGGGGCCUACUGACAUCCUGUAUGAAGCAGCACCUACUAACCUUAUCCAGUUUAAUUCAGCACAGAACCUGCCAAUGCUUGACAUGUUUAUUAUUUACUUGUAGGUCUCCCGCAACUAGAAGAUUAACUCUGUAACAGCAGGGCCAUUUUCUCUUUUCUUCACUGCCUUAUCUUCACACAGAAUGGCACUUGUCCUAUAUUAAAUGCUUGGUAAAUGUUGGUCAAAUGAAAAAGUGUAAGUGAGCAUCGUUAGCCCCUCUACCCCAGGACAGCCCAGCCUUUCCUGAAGACAAUUCUGUCUGGCUUGCUGCCCUCUUGCUACCCAACCUGUACAUAAUUACCUGCUGCCUGGAAAGGAGUGAGUGGGUCACAUCCCAAGUGUGCUCAAGCUUUGGCCCUUCUUCCUUGCCAGCCGUGGAAGAAUGAAAGGGUGUGUUCAUAAAGUAUAUUUAAAGACAUUUCAGUUUGUUUACGAACUGGAAACCUCCAAGCACCCCUCUGAGCUAGACUCAGCAGUCACUAGCCACAUUUUGGAUAAGCAAACAAUUAUAGAGGGCGAGUGACUUGCCAAAGCUGAUAGUGUUAUAGAGCCCAGGCACUGUGACUCAUAAGGGCUGAACUGGGUUUGACAGAAGUGGUUUCACUGAUAUUCCUUAAGGUUUAGGCCCAGCUCUCUAAGCUUAGGAGCAAAGCCCUGGUUCCACCGAUAAUCCCUUUCCUGGCCUCUGCUUUAGCAAGGGCAGGGAGGUUAGUUCCCUGUUCUUCCCUUCUCAUUCCUCCCAUAUACUAAGGAUUGAGGACUUGCCCCUUUUUUCUUGAGGUCUCACUAGAGAGGUAAUAAGUCUUGUGGACUUAGAGAACAGAAUCUGAGUCCUGGCCUCCCACAGCUUCUCUACCAUCCUGCCCUAUAUCACCUGUUGAAGAGGUCAAGUGUACCUUUAUGUAUAUGUGUAAUGUAAUGGCCUUGGUGUCCACACCAAUGUAGAGGCAUACUUCUAUGCAUAGACUGCUGCUGUGCCAGUAUAGACAGGUUCAUGAGCAAUCAGAGAAGACCCUAGAUCCCUGCACCUCUGCUCUCUUGCUUUGUCCAAACAAAGGUAUAUAGUGUUUGCACUAAGGCUGCUAGACAUUGCUUUCUUGAGUUCCCAGAGAGAGGCUAAACAUGCAAAGACAGUGUGAUAGUGUGGGCAGAACCCAGGAUCUAGGAUUUGAAGAUCUGGAGCUGAGUCCCAUCUCCAACACUUACCCACUGUAUGAACUUGGGCAAGUCCUCUCAGGUUCAAUUUCUUCAUCUGAAAAUGGGAAUAAUACCUAUCUACCUUAAAGGGUGGUUAUGAGGAUCAAAUGACAAGUGUGAAAGUGCUUUGAAAUUGGAAAGCAAUGAGGAGGAGGAUACGGAUUAUCGAGGUCUGACAAUAAAGCUUGGGGAAAGAAAGGAUUCUGGAGAGUCAGGCCCUUCAAAUGCUCCCCUCUCUGUCCAAAUGCAUCCAUAUUAUAGAGAAGAAAUUAAGGUCCAGACAGAGAAAGAAACUUCCCUAAAGUUACAUGGAUGUUGGGGACAACCGGGAUGUAGAACUUGAUCUCCUGACUCCCAGGCCAGUUCUGAUUCCAGUUUGAGGUGGUGGAGAGAACUAAUUUAUCAGUAGGUGCUGAGCCCCCUAAUGAACUCUGGAAUACCCUGUAUUUGGUGAUGGGCAUACAAUUCAGUGUUUUGGUUUCUUAAAAAAAAAAAUAUUCGAGAGAGAGUGUGAGUAUGAAUGAGUAGGGAGAGGGAGAGUCUGAAGCAGAUUUGGCACUGAGCCACCUAAGCACCCCCAAUUCAGUGGCUUUUAGCAUUUUCAAAGUUGUGCAACCAUCACCACUAUCUAAUUCCUGGACUCCCAAAGAAACUUUGUACCCAUUUGUGGUCACUCCUUAUUCCUCUUUCCCCCUAGCCCCUGGAAACCACUCAUCUACUUCCUGUCUUUUUUAAUUUGUCUAUUCUGGACUUCCACGUAAAUGAAAUCCUACAAAUGUGGCUUUUUGUGUCUGGUGUCUUUCACUUAGCAUAAUGUUUUCAAGGCUCAUCUGUGUUGUAGCGUUUAUCAGCACUGCAUUGUUUUUUUCUGGCCAAGUAAUGUUCCAUCAUAUGAACAUAUCACAUUUUGUUUAUGCAUCAAUUGAGGGACAUUUGGCUUGUUUCUGCUUGUUGGCUAUUGUGAACAGUGCUUCUAUGAACAUUCAUGUGUAUGUUUUUAAUUCUCUUGGGGCAUCUUUUAUUUUUUUAAUGCCAAUUUGCCUUUCUAUUUUAAAAAAAUCUCCAUUGAAAUGGGCUUUUUUUCUGUAAAUGGUCAGAUACUAAGUAUUUUAGGCUUUAUGGGCCAUAUGACAUCGUGUAUACAGUUGUCACAACUGCUGAACUCUGCCAUUGUAGAAUAAAAGCUGCCAUAGGCAAUAUAUUAAAAAAUGAGCAUGUAUGUGUUCCAAUAAAACUGUAUUUUUUAAUUUUAA
Molecule: messenger RNA, 6821 nt
Organism: Nyctereutes procyonoides (raccoon dog)
Lineage: Eukaryota; Metazoa; Chordata; Mammalia; Carnivora; Canidae
Gene: DYNLL2
Product: dynein light chain LC8-type 2
Exons: 3
Coding region: 275-544 (89 amino acids)
Biological process (GO): microtubule-based process; cilium assembly
Cellular component (GO): cytoplasmic dynein complex
Molecular function (GO): dynein light intermediate chain binding; dynein intermediate chain binding
Source: RefSeq, a predicted model, not a curated record